Aspergillus versicolor CBS 583.65 is the source of this 1123-nucleotide messenger RNA. RefSeq lists its product as uncharacterized. NCBI's taxonomy places the organism in Eukaryota, Fungi, Ascomycota, Eurotiomycetes, Eurotiales, Aspergillaceae. Bases 1 to 945 code for a protein of 314 amino acids. Gene Ontology annotation, cellular component: cytosol; nucleus. The transcript has 2 exons. The record is from RefSeq and is a predicted model, not a curated record.
AUGGUGCACAUCGCGGUGCUGGAUACUGAUGUUCCCUGUUAUCGCGUGUACGCUAAACGGGGGCUAUAUAGCACUCAGUUCCGUCGACUGCUCCAGGCCGCUGCAGAGCGGAUAAACAAGAGCGGACAGGAGUUGAAGAAUGGGGAGAUAGAGGUUCGGGUAUCGGGGUUUGAUGUGGUUGGAGGAGUAUUUCCUUCCCUGGAGUGUCUGCGAGUGGACUCGACAGCCGAUGACGGCCUUUAUACGGAUGCUCGACCACCCCCGAUAGACGCAAUACUUGUGACCGGUGCGGCCGCAGCGGCGUACGAUGACUUGCACUGGAUACCGGCUCUGCAGUCAUAUAUCCAAAGAGUGUAUCGCGAGUUCCCCUUCGUUAGGAUCUUUGGCUCGUGCUUUGGCCACCAGCUUAUCGGACAGGCCUUACUGGGGGCUGAGCCAGAUGCGAAAGAUGAUGAACUGUCUGGAAAGGCGGUGGUGAAGCGGAUGCCAGACGGCCACGAAAUCGGGCCUCAUCCGAUAAUACUGAAUCCUGAGUUCGCGCGCCGAUUCGCACCUCUUCAGCGAUUCUCAUCCGCCAAUCCGCUUCGCCUCCAGCUCAUUCACGGUGAUGCCGUGGUACCCUACCAGGAACUGAACGGUGAAAAGGGAACCACGGAAGACUUUCUCGAGGGAAGUUGGAUGAGUAUCGGAAGAACCGACCGCUGUUCUAUCCAAGGGCUAUACAACCCUGGUCGUGUCCUCACCUUGCAGGGCCACUUUGAAUACGAUGCCUUUGCUACCGGGGAGUUGUGCCACCAAUUUGCGAAUACGUUCAAGUGGUCAGAAUCGCGGCUUUCGUCGUACUUGGAAAAGAUCUGGGGAUCUUCGCGGCAUGAUAUGGAGGACGACGAUGACUCUGACGUUGUGGCUGAAGCCGUUCUCUUGUUCUUCGCUGGGGAGGAUUAGAUGUGAAAAGUUAUGUUUUAUUGAGAACUACAUUGCCGUUAAGAUUGGAUGGAAAUGAAUAGAUGCCAUAAACUAUUAAUAAAUUAAAAGCAAAGUCUAGUCUGUGAUUGACAUUCUCACGGAUAUAAAACUGAUAUCAGGCUGAGAAUUGUAAAGGAAAAGCGGUACACAACGGCCA